AAAUUUUUAAUGUUUAUUUUUGAGAAAGAGACAAGGUGAAUGGGGGGAAGGGCUGAGAGAGAGGGAAACACAGAAUCUGAAACAGGCUCCAGGCUCUGAGCUGUCAGCACAGAGCCUGAUGCGGGGCUCAAACUCACGAAUCGUGAGAGAUCGUGACCUGAGCCGAAGUCAGACGCUUAACCAACUGAGCCAUCCAGGCACCCCUGAAUUUGAAUUUUAAAGAGUAGAUUAAGACCUGAAAAUUCUGAAAUAGGAAAGAAGAAUGCUUAAAAAUCGGUAUCUAGGCACAUAAAAGCACUCCAGGAUAUAUUUUAAGAUACUAACAGUUGAAAAAACAAUGACUAGAUAUAUUCAUUUUUUCCACUUCUUAAAUUUUAUUUUUAUUUUGAAGUAAUUAUGCUAAUGAUAAUUUGUUCUGAAAUAAGUUUUCUUUAGAAAUAAUUUUAGAUAUAUAGAAGAGGUGCAAAGAUACUGCAGAGUUCCCUUCACCCAUUUUCCCCUAAUGAUAACAUCUUAUAUAGCCAGAAUACAUUUAUCAAAAUUAAGAAAUUAGCAUUGGUACAGAUUGAUUUUUUUUUAAUUGUCAUGUUAGCCAAAUUGUCAUAUUGACCAACAUGCUUUUUGCUGAAUUACCUGGAGCUGUAGUAUUGAUCUUAUCCGUGAUCUGUGUUCUUAGCUCAGCUCUUUCUGAUGGUCACGUUUGGUACCCUGUGACCUUCAUCCUGUUCCUCAGGUUACAGAUGACUGACUGCCUUUUGGGCAGAUACCCAACCAUGUCCAGUCUAAAUGCUGGCCAGAAACCUGUGAUGUGACUUGGUCAGAAGGAUGGCUUUCCAAUUUUAGUUUUAUUUCUAAUCCAUGUGUCUCUUAAUAAUAUCCUCCCCACUUACAGAGCUGGUCGAAAUGUCUUUUUAAACCAAAAAAGCCUGAUCAAAAUGAUAUGCGUUAGGUAACUGCACCUUGGUUCAUUGUGGCUAGAGUGUGUGUAUGUGUAGGUCUGUUGGGGAGGGAGGGAGAGGCAGAAGAAGAAAUGGCAAGAGAUUAGGGAGGCAGCUCACCAGACAGUGUGUCUCUUCAUUUGACUAGUUUAUUGGCUUUACUGAUAUCUUCUGUUGCAUAUUUGUCUUUGCGAUUUUUGAAUCUGGAGAUGCAAAUCUUUUCAGGUUCUAGAACACUUUCUUUUCUUUUUUCUUUUUCUUUUUUAAUGUUUAUUUUUGAGAGAGAGAGCCAGAGCACAAGUGGGGGAAGGGCAGAGAGAGAGGGAGACACAGAAUCAGAAGCAGGCUCCAGGUUCUGAGUUGUCAGCACAGAGCCCAACGCAGGGCUCAAACUCAAGAACCGAACUGUGAGAUCAUGACCUGAGCCGAAGUCAGACACUUAACUGACUGAGCCACCCAGGGGCCCCUUUAGGUUCUAGAACAUUUUCAACUGUUACUUCUUCAAAUACUGUCUCUACCCCAUUCUGUCCUCCUUCACUUUAUCUUCUGUGUUUCUUACCUACUCUUUUUGUGUUUUCAGCUUUUUAUUUUUUUGUGCUUCAUUCUACAAGGAUUCAGUUUUUCCACAUAGCUCUCUCCUUUUUUUCUUCUGGGUUGGGGCUAUUGGUAGAGAAGCUUUAUAAUUUUUCCUGGCAUUGAGGAGGGGGCAUCUCAUCUUUGUGCCAUUUUCUGACUUUGGCCAUUGCUGAGCUGUACCUUGGCUGGCUUAGUCUUGAUUGGCACUGCCUGCUGUGCUGUGUCUGAAGCUGAUGUCCCUGCUACUACUGACCUCUGGUCAGCAGGUCUGUGUGUGCUGGAUCCACCCUAAUUCUGGGCUCUUUUGGGCCCAGUGGCCCCAAACAAACUUCUUAAUGGUUUCUACAGCAUGCUGGUGUGCUUGGGUCUUUGAGGCAGCUUUUCAGGAAUAUAGUAUGAGCAUGUCCUUGGCUGUUACUGAGCUACCACAUUGAUAUAGUGGCAGGUGCGAGGUUUUUGCUAAAAGACAUACAGUUCUCUGGACCAUAACUUGCAAAAGGGAAAGACAGUUAUCUUCUAGUCUGAGUCCUUACCCACAAACAUUUUCUCACCCUUUCUCGCCCCAAGACAUAGUCGCAGAUGGGAUAGGAAGUAAGAAUUCCAAACUUUUAACUAUUUUCUAGCUCCCCAUUCUCUCUGUACUCCUCCUUCAGGUUUUUAUGUCCUCUCAAUUGUUGUGGGAGAAUUGCAUUUACGCCAGCACCUCCUACUUCCUCUAUGCUGUAGUUUACAGUAUAAACUCUACCAGGAAAGUUUUCUUGCUUUGGUCUGUGGUGCUGAAAGCCAGGGUUUUAGAAUUUAAAAAAAACCCUGGGGCAUCUGGGUGGCUCAGUUGGUUAAGCAUCCGACUUCAGCUCAGGUCAUGAUCUCACUGCUUGUGAGUUUGAGCCCCGCGUCGGGCUCGGUGCUGCCAGCUUGGAGCCUGGAGCCUACUUCAGAAUCUGUCUCCAUCUCUCUGCUCCUCCCUUGCUUGUGCUCUGUCUCUGUCUCUCUCAAAUAUAAAAUAAAACUUAAAAAAAAUUUUUUUUUAAAUUGAGAAUUAAAAAAAACCCUUAGAUCUUGCACGUGAAAUUCUUAACUUUCAAGAAUUGUGGUUUCAUUGGACUAAGGACCUAAAUGUAAGAGCCAAAACCAUAAAACUCUUAGAAAAAAUGUAGGUGUAAAUAUUCAUCAUCUUAUAUUAGGCAACAGUUUCUUAAAUAUGACACCAGGGAUGCCUGGGUGGCUCAGUGGGUUAAGCAUCCAACUCCUGAUUUCGGCUCAGGUCAUGAUCUCAUGGUUCAUGGAACUGAGCCCUGCAUUGGGCUCUGUGCUGAUAGUGUGGAGCCUGCUUGAGAAUCUCUGUCUCCCUCUCUCUCCACCCCUCCCUGGCUUAGGCACGUGCACUCUUUCUCAAAAUAAAUAAACUUUAAAAAAUGCUUAAAUAUGACACCAGAAGCACAAAAGGUAGAUAAAUUUGUCUUUAUCAAAAUUAAAAACUUUUGUACAUCAGAAGUACUCUCAAGAUAGAUAUUGAAGUACCAAUAUCUUUUCAUAGAAUAAGUGAGUCCACAAUUCAGGAUAGAAUUCUAAACUAGAGAUAUAUAUUUGGUCAUCAUCAGUGAGUAGGCAGUGUGAACAUGGUAAUCCCAGGAUGGAAGUGAGAAGAGCAAAGGAAGGAGUCCUGGGGGAACGUCAGUCUCUGAGCACCGAGUAGAGAAAGGAAGGAGUGAUCUGCAAGGUUGAAAGAAGAGUAUGAGUUAUCAUAGAAGUUUCCCCACUUGACUCUAAGCUCCUUGAGGGCUCGACUCUGUCAUGUUCCUCAUUUUAUCCCCAGUUCUGGUCAUAAAGUAGGUUUCUGGUUGUCAAAUGAAAACUGAGAAGUCUUAAGGAACAGUGGUCAGCAGUGUCAAAUGUCUCAAAUAGGUCAACGGACAUAAGGACUGAGCAAACAAGGAGCUGAUUGACGGUCUUUAGAAGAGCAUCGAUGGAGCGUCUGUGGUGGAGAUAAAUGCCAGAUUGCUGAUGAUGAAGGGUGAAAGGUUGCGAGAAGGUGGAGACAAAACUAUGAGUGGAGGAUCUCAAGUCCACAUUUUUUGGGGUGCCCCAGGUGGUCCACUGAACAUGACAAUGUCACAGGAGCGAACUUCUUUAAUAUCCAAUGAUGACCCCUGGAAAAAAAUUCAACUUUUAUACAAUCACCGUUCUUUACAUCCGAGGGAUGAAAAAGGCAUGCGUGAAACUCUUGAAGACUAUCAAGUCCUAGAAGCUGUUGGCCCUCCAGAUCUCCCUCGUGGUCAUUUUUUAACAAAGGCAAUGAAUGAACCUGUUCAUGUGAAAGAAGACUUUACACAUUGUAUUUCUGAAGCGGAGACUGGAAUAUCCCAGAAGAGUCACCUCUUAGGGGUGAGUGAUAUAACUAGUUCUGAUGUGCAAAUACGUGAACUUAAGGGCAGAGUUCAGCAUUUAACUGAAGGAGAAAAGUAUCCAAAGCUUUUCGGUGACAAUAAGAAAAUCACAGAUGAACAGCACAAAGAUCAGUCAAAUACAUGUGGUCAAAACUUUCACAAAAAUGUCUUUCAGUUAGAUCAUAAGCAUGCCGCUGCACUGGAUUUGGUCUGUGGUACAGAACACAUUCAUACAGGGCCGGGAGCUGUUGAAACAGAAUGUGUGCCAACCGGACAUUAUGAGGGACAAAACCAGUGUCUGGGGUUCUUUUCCUUGAAGAUGGAAGAUAAGCCAAGGUCUGAACCUGUUAGAAGGGUCUCAGACCUUAAAAUAUCUACUGAUACUGAAUUUCUUAGUAUAAUGACUGCCAGCCAGGUUGUUCUUUUAUCUCAGAGGAAGUAUAAAGGACAAAAUUCUAGAAAUAAAGGGCCCAUAAGUGUGGAGAGUGAACCAAAGGCAAGUCAUGGGGAAAUAAGGAUAACUGAAGAUAAUUCGAUUCAGCCUAAUAAUGAUUUUGCAGGAGAUGAAAGUGGACAAAACCAAGCACAUUCCCUUGAACUCUUCAGUCCUGUUUGUCCUGAAACAAAAAGUGGUGACACUCACGUGAAGCCUGAUAAACGUCUUGAAGAAAAUAUAGGAUCCCAGGAACUUUUCAAUUUUGAAGACAAAGUGCCCCCCAGUGAUGUAUGUAUUGAGUCCUAUUGCUCAGGAAUACUGUGUUCCCAACUAAAUACCUUCCACAAAAGUUCUACUAAAAGAAGUUGGACCUCUGAAGAUAAAUUGGGCCAUUCCAAAGCUCUGUCUAAAGCCUUCCAACCAUCCAAGAAAAUUAAGUUGGUUUCUGAUGCAAGAGAUCCUACUGCAGCAGUGGGCCAGAGGCGUGUGUCUAGUUUUAAGGGGAUUAAAAAGACAUCAUUAAUAAAAAAUUGUGAUUCUAAAGGUCGGAAGUAUAAUUGUUUAGUCAUGGUAUUAUCUCCAUGUCAUGUGAAAGAAAUAAAUAUAAAAUCUGGGCCAAAUUCUGGCUCUCAAGUGCCUUUAGCAACGAUCGUGGUAACUGACCAAUCAGAAAUUAAGAAGAAGGUCGUUCUGUGGAGGACUGCAGCAUUUUGGGCACUUACAGUGUUUCUUGGAGAUAUAAUUUUGCUCACAGAUGUUACUGUUCAUGAAGAUCAUUGGGUUGGUGAGACAGUACUACAAUCAACUUUUACCAGUCAGUUAUUAAAUCUUGGGAGUUACCCGUCUGUCCAGUCUGAAGAAUAUUCCAAGAUAGUCAGUGAUGCCGUACUUCGAGACUUACUUGCAUACGUGUCUUCAAAACAUUCCUAUCUCCGAGAUCUUCCUCAGAGGCAGCCUCAGAAAGUGAGCAGUGUAGAAUUUGUAGAAUUGGAGGAGCUGCAGCCGGACAUGUUAGUCCAUGCGGUGCUGAGGGUUGUUGAUAUCACUAUACUGACAGAGGCAUUAUACAGUUAUAGAGGACAGAAGCAAAGGAAAGUUAUGUUAACAGUGGAACAGGUCCAAGGUCAACAUUAUGUGCUUGUAUUAUGGGGUCCUGGAGCAGCCUGGUACCCUCAACUUCAAAGGAAAAAAGAUUAUAUUUGGGAAUUUAAAUAUCUUUUUGUUCAGCGCAAUUACAUCCUAGAAAGCUUAGAAUUGCAUACAACAUCUUGGUCAUCCUGUGAGUGCCUGUUUGAUGAUGAUAUAAGGGCAGUUAAAUUUAAAGCAAAAUUCCAAAAAAGCAUGCCCUCCUUUGUGAAGAUGUCAGAUUUGGCAACACACUUAGAGGACAAGCGUUCAGGAGUGAUUCUAAUCAAAGCCCAGAUUUUAGAGCUAGUGAUACCUGUUACAGCAGCUCAGAAGAUAACUCUGAAUGCCCACAGCUCCCUGAGGAGCAUCUUCUCUUCCCUUCCUGACAUCGUAUAUACUGGCUGUGCAAAGUGCGGAUCGGAACUGGAAACUGAUGGGAAUAAGAUCUAUAAACAGUGCUACAGCUGCUUGCCCUUUACGAUGAAGAAGCUGUACUACAGGCCAGCUUUAAUGACCAUCACUGAUGGAGUACAUAAGGUGUGCGUCCAUGUAGGAUCAGAGCUGAUUGAGAAGAUGCUACUCAACAUUUCUCCUGACUGGCUCAGCAGAGUUGUCGCCCCUUCGUCAGAGGUCACGUACGGCAUGGUCGCCGCGGACCUGUUCCACGCGCUGCUGGCAGGCGGAGGGACGCCUUGUGCGGUGAAGCUGCAGAGCCUCUUUGUGCUGGAUGAAAACAGCUUCCCCUUGCAGCAAGAGUUCUCCCUCUUGGAUGUCUAUCCGGACGGCACAAAGCCCGUGCCCAGUGCCCUUCUCUGAGGCCACGUGAGGAAAUCGCAGGUACUUCAAGGAGGACCGCUGGAAUGAUUUGUGUCUUGAAAUGAAUGUCUGGCAGGGCUUUAACUUGGGUUUUGAAAAAAAAAAUUUUUUUUUUUUUUUUUUUUUUUAUAAAGAGAAUUGUGUUCAAUAUAUAAAUUGAGAGUUUUUUUCAAAGAGAAUUCUGCGAGGUUUCCUGUUUGUUUUUUGGCCUUUUCCUUUCCUGCUUCUAGAGGAAGGCUUUAGCAAUAAGGGCAACAUGCAGCAGUGUCCUGGGAAUUAAAGGUUCACUCCACGGGUCCCUGCGCCAUUCGAGAGCUAUACUAAGGCCACAUGACACAGAUGAAAGCCAUUUCCUCGGGAGUUGCUUUUCUGCCAUGCUUACAGACUCUCCGUGCUUUCCCUUAGUCCUGCUUGAAUAAACUGUCGAUGUGAAAUGAUUUCCUUGGUUAUAACCACACAUGAUAAUGGGUUAGUUUGCCUAAGCCUGUGUUUAGACAAGUUCAAGACAAGCAUGUCUAAGAAGAAGCAUUUGAAAAUGAAGGCAACAAGAUCCUGCUUCAACUCCUUUUAUAAACGGCGGAAGAGAGCCACGUUGCUAGUUCAUCUCUAGGAUCCGAUCACCUUACUGAACUGACAUACUAACAAACAGCCGUUUGCACUCUCAUGGUUGUAGAAGGAGCUCGUGUCAAGUGGUCAUCACUGAUGAGGAGAUGGUGCUCGACCCGGACGGUUGCAGUAUGCUGAGGGUUAGUAGAGCGAUAAUACUGCUGGAAAAUAACUAAAUUCAUAAUUAAAUGAACCAGUUUGUUUUUCCGUGCAUGUACUUUUAAAAAUUCUUUUGGUUCAUUGAAAUUGUUUUCUCUAAUUCAGGGUUUGUUAGAUUUUUUUUUUUUUAAUUUGGCUUUUCUAAAAAUGAACCUCAGGGCUUUUGUGAUCCUCCCAGAAAUAAAAUGCAAAAAUGUGUGUGAGAGAGUGCACACAUACAGAAGCACAUCUUUCCGUGGAGGAGGUCAGUAGUUUUCAACAAAUCCUUGGAGGGAGCCUUGACCAAAAAAAAAAAGGGGGAGGGGGGGUAGAGGAGGAACAGGUACUUUACUUGGUGAGUUAAUUCCUGGGGAAGUAAAGGGAUUAAAUGAAAUGAUUGCUAAGGUUUUAUCCAGCACCCAGUAAGGUGGGUACAAAAAGAGUUGUCCCCAUGUGUACCUGGAGAUAGUGGAAUUCAAACAACAAAACAGUUGCCUCUCCCGAAUAAUUCAUGUGGUGGGGGAUGAGUCUCAAGCCCAGAGCUGAUGUCUUCUAAGCCAUGCUCUUUCAGUGAUAACCACAGUAGAAGCCAAUCCGGAGUUCCGAUAUAAAAUGCGCCCAGUCAGUGUAAGCCCACCGAGAGCACUAUUCUCUCAAACUUGCCCUUCCCCACUUUGUCCUCAAGAAUCGGCCUAAUCCUUUUAUCAACCAAAGCAUAGCUCCCUGGAGUAGAUGGCUCUUCACACCUUGUUGGGAAGAAGUCUUUAAGCCAUUUCAAGUGACACCAAGAACAGCAGGUCACACUAAUCUGCCUUCACAUAGUUUGGUACAUAGUUCAUGGGUUAACACAUAUUUCCAUGAACCCUUAUUUAAGCUGAAAAUGACUUCCUUAUGUCCUGAGGAAAUUAUCAUCUAUUUAAUUGGGAUCAGGGGAGCCACAGCUCCCAGGUAUAUUCCUUACCUGAGAUGUACAAGUAGUUGUAUUUAACCUACUCCAUAAAUGUUUAUAACAUUCACUUGGGUAGCCUAAGAAUGUCAGCCAAUCUAGCAUCUGUAUCUCGCAACCCCAUUGUAGACAUUUUAGGCAAAUCUAAUUUUUCAUCUUUGGACAGUCCAGCUGAGAGGGACAGUUCUCCCGUCUUCGAGAACCAUUCGUACUUGGUAUUAACCGACACCUUCUCCAACAGCUGUUAGAAGCACUCACCUUUCUCCACACUAGUGACAUCUGGGCUAAAUCUCCUUUUAUAUCUUGGGGUGUAUUUUAAGGGGUGGGGUUUCUGAUCUUCAAGAGGUGUAACAAAAUUGGACACGUGAUUCACCCUGCAGACUUUUACUGAGAAUUCACCGUGGUCAAGGCACUGGGAAUUUAAAGACAAAUAAGAAGGCCUGCUUUUAGUGAGUUCAUAGGCAAGCUGGUGAAGAAAUAUUUAAACAAGGGGCGCCUGGGUGGCUCCGUCGGUUAAGCGAUCAACUUCAGCUCAGGUCAUGAUCUCGCAGUCCAUGAGUUCGAGCCCUGUGUCAGGCUCUGUGUUGACAGCUUGGAGCCUGGAGCCUGCUUUGGAUUCUGUGUCUCCCUCUCUCUCUGCCCCUCCCCUGCUCAUGCUCUGUCUCUCUCUCUCAAAAAUAAACAUUAAAAAAAAAAAAAAAAAAAAAAGAAAUAUUUAAACAAAAGUUUAUCAGUGCUAGAAUUAAAUCUGUGUGGAAAAGGCAAAAGAAGUCAUAGAAGGAUGGGUUUAUUUGGACUCUUGGUUGCAAAUGAUAAAAACCCAACUCACACUAGCUUGAGCAAAAACAAGGGGAAGAUUUACUGGCUCACAUAACUGGCUUAAAGCACAGUUGCAUCUGUUGGCUUAAAUUUUGUGAUCUGGUUACCCCAACCCAUUAAUUCUUUCUUUUCCUUCCCUUCAGUUUUUUCCAUUGUUUCUUUCCUUGCCCUGUUCUCUCCUGCUCUCCCAUCCCAUAUUUCCUUUUCCCUUUCCUGUCCUUUCCCUCCUAUCAUCUUCCCCUUUGUCUCUUCCUUCCUAUCUUUUUUUACUUUUAAGUUUAUUUAUGUAUUUUGAGAGAGAGAGGGAGACGAGGAGGGAAGAGAGAGAAUCCCAAACAGGCUCCACACUGUCAGCUCAGAGCCUGAUAUGGGGCUCAAACUCACAAACUGAGAUCAUGACCUGAGCCGAAAUCAAGAGUUGGCCACUUAACUGACUGAGCCACCCAGGCGCCCCUUCUGUCUUUCCUACCUAUCCACAUGGAGAAAAGAUGGCUGUAGGAAGCCCCAAACUUUCUUCUUUACAGAAUGAGAGGAGCGCCUGGAUGGCUCAGUCGGUUAAGCUUCUGACUUCUGCUCACAUCAUGAUCUCCUGAUCUGCGAGUUGGAGCCCCACGUCAGGCUCUGUGCUGACAGCUCAGAGCCUGGAGCCUGCUUUGGAUUUUGUGUUCUCACUUCCCCUCUGCCCCUCCCCCACUCAUGCUACGUCUCACUCUGUCUCUCAAAAAUAAAUAAAUGUUAAAAAAAAUACAGAACGAGAGACUUUCUUUUUGUGAGUAUCCACAUAGCAAAUUUCAUGGAAGGACUCUGAAUCUCCCUCGGUAACCAGGGGUGGGUGGGACACUGGGUUUGAAAGAGCUAGAACCACAUGGGAUGAAAGAAGCCUUUCCUUAAUGGAAGGAGAGUUCUAGGCAGACACAGAUGUGUUGCUGCAAUGGAAGAUCCAAGAAGCCUUCAGAGGGAAAAUAAUUUAACCUGCAUCUGUAAAUACGAGAUGUGUUCACCACGAAAAUGGUGCUGUGCAUAAAAUCGCGUGGCAUAUUUGGGAAGCAAAAAGUCUUGAACAAAUUAAAAUGUCACUAUUUUAAAUGGCUGGAAUGAAUACACAGAAAAAUAACCUUAGGAAACCAACCAAAAAUAUAUUGGUAAUAUAUUAAUUACAUAUAACAUAAACUAAUUAAAUGUAACAUGAACUUAAAAAAUUUAAAUGUAGCAAUAUACUACUACAUAACAAUAAUAUAUAGUUCUAAAUAUAGUAAAAAUAAUCAUGCUUACAGAUAAAGCCAGAAACGUUUAUUUAUUCAAAGGAAAUGAUUUAAAAACCAUGAAGGAAAUAAAAGGGAGAUAAGAAUCCAUGAAACAUUAUACCAUAUUCCUGCUGUUUGAAAAGAUCUGAUAUGCAGAGUUGAUUCAGUAUUAACCAAAGUCCCUGAGGGAUGACAUAUAGAAGUUGAUAAAUUGAUUUACAAAUUAGUUGAGAAGAAUAAAAAGGAAUGUAAACAUUCUAAAAACCAUUGAACUGUACACUUUACAUGGGUGAAUUGUAUGGUUUGUGAAUUAUAUCUUUAUAAAGCUGUUAAGAAAAGAAUAGGCAGGAAAAAAAAUUUAAAGCUAAAACGAGCAAAAAUAAAGUAAGCAAAACAAUGAAAAAGACCCAGGGUUUUGGUGUGUACAGUGUAUUAAGUGAAAAAUCACCUUAGGAAAUGGUACCAUGGGGGCGCCUGGGUGGCUCAGUCGGUUAAGCAUCUGACUCUUGGUUUUGGCUCAGGUCAUGACCUCACAUUUUGUGGGAUAGAGCCCUGUGUCAGGCUCUGCACUGAAAAUGAGUAAUUAAGACAUGAUGGUAUUAAUAUAAAGGUAAAGAUUCAUUAAUGUAGCAGAAGGAGCCCAGAAACACACCCAAACAUAACAUGGAUGCUUGAUUUAUUCCCUAGGUGCUACCGCAGACUAGUGGGGAAAAGGAUAGUCUUUGCGAUACAUGGUGCUGGGAUAAUUUGGUAUCCUUAUGGAAAAAAAAAAAAAAAGAAAUUUAACCCCAAAUUAUAACUUAUACAAACAUCUAUUUCAGGUACAUUCUAUAUCGAAAUGUGAAAGGAAAAAUAAUAAAAGCUUCUUGAAAAUAGUAUAGAAGAAUAUCUUCAUGUUCUCAAGGUAGGAAAAGGGUUAGAAGGUGGAGGAGGGGCAGUAAAGUAUCAUCUAAACUGAGAAGGCGCUUUGAGACCAGAAAAUGAAACAGGCAGCUCCAUACAAUUUACACAGUUUUAUUCAGGGUAACUUACUGAUGUGGGAAUCGGGCAGGUGAUGAUCAGAGCUGCACAGCGAUUCUCCCCAAGGUCCAGACCUUAGUCCACGAAUUUUCUAGAGUGAGAGGAUGUGCAGAGAGCACUGUGGUGAGGACACAGGGUCUAACACUUAACAGACCUCGUACCACCAUCUGUGCCAGAAUGAGGCAGGGGCCGGGGUGGGGGUGGGGGGAGGUGGUUAGAAACUGUUAUCUCUGUUAGUUUUCUAAACAACUUCAGGGAAGACCAGAACAAGUCUUCCCACAUUCUGGUCGGGGCAUACUUUAACCUCCAAAGGGCUGAAUACGUAGCCCGAGAGAGGUCAUUGUGUGGACAGGAUGGAGGGCCGAGGUGGAGUCAGAAUUGUCAGCACUCCUACAGAAAGACUUCUUAAAAAGAGGACCAAAAACCAUCAAUAUAAAAGAUGGCUUCAAGGGGGGCCUGGGUCGCUCAGUCAGUUAAACAACUGCCUCUCAGUUUUGGCUCAGGUCAUGAUGUCAUGGCUGUGAAAUCGAGCUCUGCAUCAGGCUCUGCACUGGACUUGGGGCCUGCUUGAGAUUCUCUCUCUCUCUCUCUCUCUCUCUCUCUCUCUCUCUCUCCCUGUCUGCCCCUCCCCUGCUCUCUCUCUCUCUCUCUCUUUCAAAAAAAAUUGUUUAAUUUCACUACAUUAAAAUUAAAAACUUCUAUUUAUCAAAAGAAAGCCAUAAAAUGGGAGGAAAUCAACCACAAAUAUAUUAGUAAUUAAAAAAAAAGCCAGAAUGGGAGAAAAAAUUUGCAAUACAUCUAAUCAAAAUGAAUUCCUACAAAUCAAUAAGAAAACCACAAAUAACCCAGUAGAAAAGCAGGUAAGAUCCAUGAGUCAGCACUUCAUAAAGGAGGAGACUCGAAAUGACAAAGUAACAUAUAAAACAUGUCCAGCCUCCUUCCCCAAAGGCAGAGUACAAAUUAAAUCCACAAUGAGGUACCUCUACAUACUAAAAAGAAUGACUAAAAUGAAAAGACUGACAAUACCAAGGAUACCAAGUGUUGGCAAGGAUGUGGGAGCGAUGGAAACUCACACUGUUGGUGAGAAUGUGAAUUGACUUUGGAGAACAGUCUGGCUUUAUCUACCAAAUUGGAAGAUACGCAAACCCUAUGAUCCGGCAACUCUACUUCCGAUUUUAUGCCCCACCCCGCCAAAUACAUAAUGAAUUCAAAACAUAAUGUGGAGCGAAAGAAGCCAAAUACAAAAGAAUGCGUCCUUUCCAAUUCCUUAUAUAAAUUUUGUAACAAAACAAAACAAAACAAAAAACCUGGAGCAUUUACGGCUGCGUGGUCAGGUAGUAAAAGCAAAGAAGUGAUUUCCACAAAAGCCAAGUUAGUGGUUAUUUUGGUGGGGCGGGAGAGGUGUGUUUGGGCGGGGGCACAAGGGAAGAUUCUGGGGAGGCUGGUUUACCAGUUACCAAUUUCCUAACCACUCCACAUCCAUCCUUACUUAAUACAUGCUCUGCAGUGAGUACGCUGCUGAACAGUAGAGGGCGCGAGAGGCACACUGCGGGAGGCAAGCGCUUUUCUUGCUAGUUCUAGUAGCUGUACAUCAGUCAUGAUAAGGGUGUGAGGACACUGGAUGGCGCUCUGUGCCUGCCACACGGCCCGAGCUCGCGGUCCUUAGGCCACAUUGAACCCAUGUCUGGCCUGUCAAUCAUGUUCCCAUGACCCUUCUGAUCUCGAAACCAGAGCUUCAGCCCUCUCUCCACCUUCUGGAAAUUUGUCUCAUCAGGUUAGUUAAUCAGCAAACUGGUAAGAGCAUGUUAUCGAAACAAAGGGAAGACAAGAAUCAAAUCUGGUCACUUGCAGGAUCAUACUUUACAUUCGUGGAGAUGAGCACAUAAUUUACACAAAUGGAAGGGAAGGAGGGGGGAGAGGGAAGAAAGGAGGAAGGAAGGAGAGAGAAGAGA
Molecule: messenger RNA, 13006 nt
Organism: Panthera uncia (snow leopard)
Lineage: Eukaryota; Metazoa; Chordata; Mammalia; Carnivora; Felidae
Gene: SHLD2
Product: shieldin complex subunit 2
Exons: 9
Coding region: 3519-6281 (920 amino acids)
Biological process (GO): regulation of double-strand break repair via homologous recombination
Cellular component (GO): site of double-strand break; nucleus
Source: RefSeq, a predicted model, not a curated record